CUAAGCACCAAGGCUGAGAUGACUCCAAAGUAUUUAUGGCUGUUAGCCCUUGUGGCUCUAUACAUUCCACCCAUCCAAUCUCUGAACUGUGCUUAUCUGGAUCAUACCAUCUUGGAAAAUGUGAAACUUCUGGGCAGCAUCACGAAUGGCUUUCCCUUAAGAUGUCUAAAAGAUAUCACGGAUUUUAAGUUUCCUAAAGAGAUUCUGCCAUACAUCCAGCAUAUGAAAAAGGACAUAAACGCGGUCUCUUUUCGUAUAUCUGCUCUGGCACUAACUAUUUUCAGUCCUAAAGGCUCCAUCUCCCCGGUGACGGAGGAACACUCGGAACGUAUCAGAUCGGGACUUCUUGAACAAGUGUGGCAUGCUCGCAAGUGCUUCCUGGAUGAGGAGAAAGAGAACAGGGAUCAUCCUCACUCAGAGGACUUCUGGACAGUCUACCUGGAAUUGAGCAAGUAUUUCUUCAGAAUCAAAAAGUUCCUGAUAAAUAAGAAAUACAGUCUCUGUGCUUGGAAGAUUGUUGCAGUAGAAAUAAAGAGAUGUUUCAUUAUAUUUUACACGUCCAAAAAACUACUCAAAAUGAAAUCAGAAUCACUCACCUUCAAGCAAGAACUUAGAUAGAAGCUGCGACUGCUCAUAUGUCCCCAAGAACGCUUUAUUCUAAAGCCAUUACCGGGAUGCUGCUACCGCUACCUUUAGAUGAAAGACUUCUCAAGUUCAAGGUUCAAGGCAGUACAGUCAAAGAGAGUCUUAUAUUAAGCAAAAGACAAAUUUCAGAGGAAAAGUUAGCAGAAAUGUUAACUUUAAUUAAAAACAAAAGUUGUGGAUUAUGGCAUUUAUGUUACUAGCAAAAAAAAAAAUCAGUCAUUAAAAUGAGUGAAUAUAA
This is a messenger RNA of Mastomys coucha (southern multimammate mouse), 883 nucleotides long. RefSeq names its product interferon kappa (gene Ifnk). Gene Ontology annotation, cellular component: extracellular region. The transcript is spliced from 2 exons. Gene Ontology annotation, biological process: humoral immune response; cytokine-mediated signaling pathway; defense response. Bases 19 to 618 code for a protein of 199 amino acids. Gene Ontology annotation, molecular function: type I interferon receptor binding; cytokine activity. NCBI's taxonomy places the organism in Eukaryota, Metazoa, Chordata, Mammalia, Rodentia, Muridae. The record is from RefSeq and is a predicted model, not a curated record.